Xiphias gladius (swordfish) is the source of this 605-nucleotide messenger RNA. It is a transcript of the gene plekhb1, whose product is annotated as pleckstrin homology domain containing B1. Gene Ontology annotation, biological process: regulation of cell differentiation. The record is from RefSeq and is a predicted model, not a curated record. Gene Ontology annotation, cellular component: membrane. NCBI's taxonomy places the organism in Eukaryota, Metazoa, Chordata, Actinopteri, Istiophoriformes, Xiphiidae. Bases 1 to 558 code for a protein of 185 amino acids. The transcript is spliced from 6 exons.
AUGGCGCUCCUGAGGUCAGGCUGGCUGUGGAGACAAACUUCUGUCCUAAAACGCUGGAAGCUAAACUGGUGUGACCUUUGGAUUGACGGCAGCCUUUGCUUCUACAAGACCGACAGCAGGCGAGAGCUGGAGCACCGCGUCAGGCUCAAGACGGCAUGCGUGGACGUGCGGUCCGGCCUGGAAUGCGGAGGUGUGACUCCGCCAGAGAGUAACCCCAGGGAGAAUCUCGUCGUGGUUCAGCUCAGAGACGGAUCGACGGUCAGCCUGUGUGCCAACAGUGAGGAUGAAUCCAUAGCCUGGAAACUGACUCUGCUCGAGACCAGGAGGAACCCGGUGUUCACGUAUGACCCGUAUGACGACUCCUACGAGGCUGUCCCCCUCAACAGCUAUCACACUAUCUACGUCACACCAGGAGCAGGACCAGGCACCCACCAGCUGGUUGUUCAGAGGGACCCGUUUGACGGAGUGGCAGAGCAUCUAGCGCUGGGAUUGCUGGCCGGCAUGGCAGCGGGAGCAGCCAUGCGAUCCUUCCUCUGGAUGCCCUUCUUUUUCUGCUGAGAUGAUCUCCAUCACCGACACGACGACCCGGCACGGCCCCUGGCCCC